Penicillium concentricum is the source of this 1812-nucleotide messenger RNA. RefSeq names its product LLM class flavin-dependent oxidoreductase. The record is from RefSeq and is a predicted model, not a curated record. Bases 1 to 1812 code for a protein of 603 amino acids. The transcript has 3 exons. Gene Ontology annotation, molecular function: oxidoreductase activity, acting on paired donors, with incorporation or reduction of molecular oxygen. NCBI's taxonomy places the organism in Eukaryota, Fungi, Ascomycota, Eurotiomycetes, Eurotiales, Aspergillaceae.
AUGCCGGAAUUCAUCAGCGUCACGUUCCCGAACGCAUCUACGGAGAUCGCUCCGAUCCCCAACGCCUCGAUUGAUCCAGAGUACCUCACUCGCUACGCUCGCAAUCUUGAUGAUUACGGUUACAAUUACACACUGGUUCCCUACGACUCUUCGUCAUAUGAUCCAUUCACCAUUGGAGCAACCAUUUUGUCUGUGACCAAGAAGCUCAAGGUCAUCAUUGCUCUGCGACCCAACACGCUUUACCCCACAGUCGCAGCAAAGGCACUAGCGACACUCGAUCAACUCAGCUCCGGUCGCGUCGUUGUCCACUUCAUCGCAGGCGGCAGUGACGCAGAACAAGCCAAGGAAGGCGAUUUCCUAAGCAAGGAUGAACGCUACGGACGUCUCGAAGACUACAUUAAGAUUCUCCGCCGUGCAUGGAAAUCCGACGAGCCAUUCGACUGGGACAGCGAAUACUACCAGUUCAAGCAAUUCAGCAACCGCGUUCGCCCUACCAACGGCCCAAUUCCCGUCUCCGUCGGCGGCUCCUCAGACGAAGCAUACCGCAUUGGAGGCUCCCUGGCUGAUAUCUUUGGACUUUGGGGUGAACCUUUGAAAGAAACAAAGGACCAGAUUGAUCGCAUCUAUGCCGAGGCAGCAAAGGCCGGCCGCCCGGACUCGGACAGACCUCGCAUCUGGGUGACUUUCCGUCCUAUUAUUGCAGAGACUGAGGACCUCGCUUGGGCCAAGGCACACAAGACCCUCGAUGCUCUGAAUGUCAAUACGGCAAAGGGUCAAGGAAAGACUCCUCCAAAUGCGCCACCCCCGCAGAAUGCAGGAUCUCAGCGACUUCUUGAUAUUGCUGCUCGUGGCGAGGUCCAGGACCGGGCUCUAUGGUAUCCUACUGUUACCGCGACGAAUGCACGUGGUGCAUCCACUGCAUUGGUUGGAUCGCCUCAGACUGUCAUCGAGUCUCUUCUUGACUAUGUUGAUCUUGGGGCAGAUCUUAUCUCUAUUCGAGGAUAUGAUAAUCUUAACGACGCCAUCGAUUAUGGACGGUUCACUCGGCCCGAACCGAAGCCCUUGGCCCCACCUGCUCCUGACUGGCCCGAGACUCGAUCUACGAUCGAUCAGAACCCUGCGAAGAUGGCAAAGAAAACUAUUACAGGCGAGUCGCACGUUGGCGCCGAGGACCAGGUAUUCAACACUAACCCCGCUCUAUCUGAUCCUGACAAACCUGGGGUUGAUGAAGACUCCUACAACCCCCCUCUCUGUGUCUAUCCGUCCUGGAUUCAACAGCUGGAGCAGGGUGUUGCGGACUACGAGAAGUUCAUACGCCGUGUCUACUACACAAUUGUUUCUGCCCAGGCGGAAUAUGAAAGACUCCAGCAACAGACUGUGAAGCACGCCAACGAUGGACUUGAAGCUCACCGAGCUCGUGCCGUGGCUGAGGGCCCUGAGGGUGUCAAAGCCGAACACUCGGCCGGGUACAUGAAAGCUCGACACGAGGAAUUGAAGAUGGGGUAUGAUUGUAUGGUUGGGGAGGCAAGCAAUUACGCCGAGGAACUUCGCCGCCUCCCACUCCAACAACAAACUCGCACGGGUCCGAAGGUUGUUUCCAUUGAAACCCCUAACCAAAACCAAUCCAAUCGAUUUCACUUUGCUGCUGAGAGUGUUGAAGGGGAGAUUGAGCCCCGAAUCAGCAAGUCCACCCUCCCGGAUCCCGAAAAACUGGACGAUGGACUGAACUCUCCCUUUGAAAGCUGGCUCCUUGACAUGCAAGGCAAACUUUUUUCAACGCCGACCACUACCCCACUGAGAAGCACAAAAUGA